Molecule: messenger RNA, 727 nt
Organism: Monopterus albus (swamp eel)
Lineage: Eukaryota; Metazoa; Chordata; Actinopteri; Synbranchiformes; Synbranchidae
Gene: pttg1
Product: PTTG1 regulator of sister chromatid separation, securin
Exons: 6
Coding region: 106-654 (182 amino acids)
Biological process (GO): homologous chromosome segregation; chromosome organization
Cellular component (GO): nucleus; cytoplasm
Source: RefSeq, a predicted model, not a curated record
GCAGUGAAUUUAAAAAGGAGCCGCGGUUGCUAGUCACAACUACAUAACAAUUUUCUGCUCCAACAACAAGGAGUAACUAGCGACGUUUAACAGAGCUAAGGUACAAUGGCUAAUAUCAUAUUUGCAGAGCGAGAGAACACACAUCUCCAUGCACCUACUCUGAAAAUGCGACAGCGACUUCAGUCUGCUCCAGAGAAGCUCUUGAAAUCUCCCAUGAUAGCCAAAACAUUCCACACUCCUCUGCCAUUUGGUCGGAAGGCUUUUGGUACGGUCAACAAAAAGGUCUCGACCCCUGCCAUCAACGCAAAAGAAAAACUUCUAAAGCCAGAGGAAACUAAAGUAAAGCAUGCUCCUCGCACCCAAGUGGAAGAAUAUCCAGAAAUUGAGAAGUUUUUCCCCUAUGACCCUCUAGAGUUUGAGAAGUACCACAAGCCUGAAGAUUUGGUUCCUCUCAGUAGCCUUGCGCUGCCUGGACUGGCCUUUUUCCCACCAGCUCCACAUCUGAGUGAGGAGGACCUGGAAAUGUUUCCACUCCUAGACUUGUCACCUGUAAAGAUGCCAAAACAUUCAGAUCAGUGCUCAGAGCUGGACGCCUUUCUUCAAACAAUUGAUGAACUGACCAUCCAGCUUCCUCCAGAGCCUGUUACUGACUGAAUGUGAACGCUUGUUUCUCUUAUGACUGCUGUUUUGUUAUUUUACUGAAAUAAAGUUGAUUUUUUUACGCGUC